CUUCCAUUAGCAAACAGGAUGGACAGCCGCUACUGAUCAGCAAAGUCAUCCCUGGCAGUGUGGCAAGCCGUAGCGGUUCCAUCAAUCCCGGUGAUAUUCUACUUGCUGUCAAUGGUGUUUAUUUAUCAUCCUGUAGCUUAGCGGAAGCUAUCCGACUUCUUCAAUCCCCGUUGGAAGAGAUUGUCACAUUACGGAUUCAGAAGAUUGCUGACACAUCACUAAUUGGCUCCGGCCCGGAGUCAUCAACCGGUCGAUUCACCGGGCGACGAAAUCAUUAUGGGCGCAGUGAUUCGGUUCCCGAGUCCGAACUGGGACGAGCAGGUUCGGCGCACUCAAGCACGGUGACUUCCAGACACAAAAGUGAACCGGAAGUAGAUGUGGGUGAGUUUCGGGAAGCGUACGAUCGAUCUCAUCCACUGUCAGAGCCAGCGGGACUUGGACGACCAUUGGCUGUGCCUGUGGGAGCAGAGCCUUUGAGUAGCCUGUCAAAAAGUGGUACCAGUGGUCCUAUCGGUGAAUUGGUGCCCAUGAAAGGUGCUAAGUCGCAUCUGGUUCCGGAGAAACUGGAAAACCAUAUCCACACAGAUCGCUCAACUUCAUCCGGACAAGAUGACCUCCGAAUGGGUUCAGCUGCUGCCACAAUCGGUGUGAAAUCCAGAGCCACAACCGCGACAGUCAGCAGCAAAUCCAACAAUACGCUUCCGCUCCAAGAUGCCACUUCAAUUCAGGCUGAUAUCCAAAGUUUUACUAGUGCCCAUGAUUCACUGGACACCAGAAGUCGGUUAAUAAGCAGUCCAGAAGAUAUGUCUCAAGACGAUGGUUUCAGUGUGGUACGUGUAACACUGAAACGAAAAUCUGCCGAAUGUCCCUGGGGGAUCAUCAUAUGUGGCACUGAUGAGGCUUCUAAUGCACCCGUUUUUAUCGAUUCACUAAAUCCGGGUGAUCCCGGAGCGGCGAGUGGCCUGCUGUUUCCGGGUGAUCGUAUUUUAGCCAUCAACGGGAAUGCGUUGCACGCGGGGCACACAUUGACACAGGCUAUGCGUAUGCUACAGCGCUAUCCAGAUCGUGUAGUACUACACGUGGCUCGACAGCAGCGCAUCAGUGAACCGGAAUUGGGGCGAUCCCCGCAAUCACUUCUAGACGGUCGGAAACGCAUGGAACCUGAGAUCGAUUCCCGAAUCUUGAUGGACGAACCGGUGCAAAUGAGAAUGAAUGAAAAAGAAGGCCUAUCUCGUAAACCUUCAUUGAAAAAGGUAUCCACGAUGGUUAAUGUCUUAUUUCAAAGGUCUUUUGAUAAUAAUGAAACUCGUGUCUGCUGGGCACUUGAUCAAGCUGGCCAAUGCAAGUGGUGUUCAUAA
Molecule: messenger RNA, 1358 nt
Organism: Echinostoma caproni
Lineage: Eukaryota; Metazoa; Platyhelminthes; Trematoda; Plagiorchiida; Echinostomatidae
Source: the annotation of a GenBank genome assembly